Messenger RNA from Symbiodinium sp. CCMP2592, 819 nucleotides. NCBI's taxonomy places the organism in Eukaryota, Dinophyceae, Suessiales, Symbiodiniaceae. The record is from the annotation of a GenBank genome assembly.
AUGAUGCAGCGCAAACCGCAGGCUCUUCGUCCGCAGGCCGCGGAACCUUCGCCACAGCUGGAAAGCCCGCUUAAGCCUGACCAGCCCUCCGCGCGGAGGGUCAAGCGGGAAGGCAGAGCAGAAGCAAGCAAGCCAUGCAAGCGGACGCAUUUCGAGCCAAAGCAAGACGUGAAAGAAGAGGAAUUUUCGCCACACGAAGAUGGCUUCGAAGAUGGACACCGCUGGCCCUCCGAAGGGAAAGUUGAGGAAGAGUGGGAAGAUCACCAAUGGACAGAGGUGAAGCAAGAUGAUCUUCAAGGUGAGUAUGAAGCUGACGAGGGCGACGACGGCCAGGGCGCUUCGGAGGGCGACAGAAAGGGACGAAAGCCUGCUCCGGACUUGGACAGGGAAGCCGGUCUGGACCUGAAGGAGCAUCAUCCCAAGGACUCCAUGCGGCGCUUUUUCUCGCGUCACGCUCGUCGACCCGCAGAUCAAAAAGAUUAUUUCUACAGGACCACAAAGACUGAGGAGGGCUUCGUGACAGAGUUAGUCACGCCUGCAUUUGGCAACAGGAUCUUUCAGGGCCUGCCAUGUGCCACGGAGAAAGAUGCACAGACCAGUGCAGCCCGGCUCUUCUGCAACGAUCCCCGGGCAACUGUGGAAGCAGCCUUGCUUCCACCACAAAAGUACAAGUGCCGGAAGCGUGCUGGAGGCGGGGGCAAGCAAUGGGCUGCGCGCCAGGGGCUGACCUUGCGCCAGUACCAAGGUAAACGGGCUGACAGAAUCCUAGAUCACUUUCGUGCAUCGGGCUGUAGAGCACGUGCCGAUGACAAGAGCUGA